AUGUGCCUGACGGAGGAAUGGAGGGAUAUUCAGGCGGAGGUGAAUCUGACGAAGAAGGACAAGCGGAAGAUAGCGCAGGAGCUGGAAUUCGGGGUUCGGGUGGAGAAAAAGAGACAAGGGCUGAUUCCUCUCAGGAACGUCGACUUGAACGACUAUCUGACGUACAAGGAGGCCAAGAUGAAUCAACUCAAGCCUGUGAUUCUCGACAAACCAAGCACUUUCUCCGACUAUGGAGAUGGUGGAGAGACACUAGGUGUAACAUCUCCGAGCGAGCGAGUGGCUCCAAAGAAUCCUAGGUGGGCAGUUUACGACAGGGGAUUCGACCACGUUACCAACUUCUUCAAUAGCGACAAGUACGAUGAUCCCACUGGCAACAAAUCCGAAGGGCCUAAGAAGCUGCUUUCAAAAGAAGAGAAGGUGAUCUGUGAUGGUUUUCCUCCUAGUGGGGAAACCAAUUGGGUUCACAUAAGUGUGGGGAAAUUUAUUCCGCUGCGCCAUCGGUGCUUAUUGAUUUUCCCAACAUUCUGUUCUAUUGAACUCCUGGGUUUGAUCUUGUUGACACUCCAAGCUUAUAGCCCUAAGCUACAACCUCAUGGAGACGAAACUCCUUCAACUUUUCAAUCAAUGGUUCUAUUCACUGGAAUUUAUGUGGUAGCUACCGGUGUUGGAGGUGUAAAGGCCUCGUUACCUGCUCAUGGAGGCGACCAGCUCGAUAGUCGAAAGCAGAGCCUGAUCUCAGGAUUCUUCAGUUGGUAUUGCUUCUCUCUUUGUCUUGGAGGUUUACUGGCUGUAACCAUUAUGGUUUGGAUCGAGGAGAACAAACGAUGGAGCUCCAGUUUCUUUAUUUCUACCGCGGUUUUAGCCUCCGCGCUCAUUAUAUUCGCUGUGGGAUUUCCGAUCUAUCGGUUCAAGCGCCCAACAGGAAGUCCUUUGACCAGAGUUGUAAAUGUUGUUGGUUCUGCCGCAAGAAACCGAAAUAGGUUUGUAACGGAUGCAGAGAUGAGUCAGAGCCUUAACCCUACCUACAAAAGCAUUCAUCACAACAAGUUCAAGUUUCUUGAUAAAGCAAAGCUCAACAACAAGAUCUCUGCAAUAGAAGUUGAAGAAACAAGAACGUUUCUAGCUCUCCAACCAAUAUUUGUGAGCACAAUUGUAAUGAACUGUUGCUUAGCACAACUAGGGACCUUCUCUGUAGAACAAGGCAUGUUGAUGAACAGAAAUCUCAUGCAAUCCAUCGAGGUUCCCGUUGCUUCCCUCAACGCUAUUGCUCUCAUCUUAAUGCUCUCUUCUAUAGCUUUAUGUGAACUCUUGUGGAAAAAGAUCUCAUCAAGCAAUAACGAAAGAUCAUCGAGCUUCAAUUUGAAACGCAUAGAAGCUGGUUUAGCUCUUACUUCUGUUUCAAUGGCGAUUGCAGCCAUUGUGGAGGCCAAGAGAAAACAUGAAGCAAUUCACAACAACAUUAAGAUCUCUGUGUUCUGGUUAGAGCUUAAAUAUGUUUUGUUGAGUUUCUCGGAUUUGUUGACUCUUGGAGGAAUGUUAGAGUUUUUCUAUAGAGAAUCUCCGGCAAGUAUGAGGAGCAUCAGCACGGCGCUCGGGUGGUGCUCCACCGCAUUGGGUUUCUUCCUCAGCACGGUUCUUGUCCAAGUCACUAAGGUGGUCACGGGAUGGCUCAGUGGAAAAAAUCUUAACGAGUCUAAGCUCGAACUGUUUUAUGUGCUCUUAUGUGUGCUCAACACUCUUAACCUUUUUAAUUAUAUUUUCUGGGCAAAAAGAUACUAA
This is a messenger RNA of Arabis nemorensis, 1779 nucleotides long. Lineage: Eukaryota; Viridiplantae; Streptophyta; Magnoliopsida; Brassicales; Brassicaceae. The record is from the annotation of a GenBank genome assembly.